UUCACCAGUGCAGGAUAUGGUCUUUAUCAGUCAGUGCCAGCUGUUUGUCACUUUGUCUCUUGGAAAGAAAUUGUAGAACAGCCAUUGGCCUCCGCAGCACACAAGCUCUCUGUUAAGAUGAAGAGUCAGCUGCUGGUGCUGCUCCUCUUCCUCUCAUGUGAAGGUCAAAAUUCAUGCCCAAGGGUCUGCUUGUGUCAUGACGGGAUAGUGGACUGCAGUGGGCGCUCUCUCACCACCUCCUCUCUCCCUAGUACUUUCCCUGCAGAAACCACUGAGCUGCAACUCCAUGACAACCUGCUUACCACUCUGCCAAAUGGCCUGCUGGAUUCACUGCUCCACUUACGCUCAGUGUCUCUCCACAGAAACCCCUGGGCGUGUGACUGUGGGGUCCUGUACCUGCGAGCAUUGUUGUUACGUCACUCUGUCAGACACACAUCCCAUUUACAGGUCAAUUGCAGUUCCCCACUGAACCUCAGGGGCCGUCUUGUAGCGUAUUUAAGUGAGGAGGAACUUUUAGACACCUGUCAUUACUGGUACUGUGACCUGGCUUUGGUGUCCCAGUUGUGCCUGCUGGGUUUUGUGCUGCUGCAGGGGGCGCUGUUGUUCGCGGUCGUUGUAUUCCUCAGGAGGUUUCAGCACAUGUCCAAAGAGGCCAGGGGAACCACAGAGGAGAGCUUCACUGCAGGAGAGAUGUCCCAGGACAAUGAGUAUUCACUCCUAAGAGACACAAGCAUGUGAUGUAUUAGUUCACUACUAUUCUC
Molecule: messenger RNA, 761 nt
Organism: Periophthalmus magnuspinnatus
Lineage: Eukaryota; Metazoa; Chordata; Actinopteri; Gobiiformes; Gobiidae
Gene: gp1bb
Product: glycoprotein Ib platelet subunit beta
Exons: 2
Coding region: 118-738 (206 amino acids)
Source: RefSeq, a predicted model, not a curated record